UAAUAUGUGUGACAUCAGAAAUGUGCCUCUAAGCUGUCAGGAUUUAAUGAUGUUUUUUUGUUGUUUUUUUUACUGGUCUUUAUGUUUGGUUCUUGCUCUCCGAGAGUGACACCUGGUGUGGGCUUGCUGGAUCUAGCUCACAGCCUGCCAGUGCAUGUGUGUGUCCCGGCUGUCCAGCUGGGUCCCGGUAAAAGUGAGACACACUAUAAGCGAGUGGUAGGGUUUAUUUUUGGGUCAGUGACAGCGAGUCGAUGGCUGCAGAUGCAUCUGAACGAAAGGCUCUAAGAUACAAGCAAACUCUGCUCUAUGGGGAGUACCAAGAGCACCAGGGCGGCUCAGGCCGACGGGAGGCAACUCGGCUACUGACAGAGAGGCAGAUCAAGAAACAUGGUGACCCCCAGCGCCGCCAGGGGACGUCUUGCCGAGGGCGCGAGCGCCAACGAAACAGUCAAAAUGGAUUCCACAGUCGCUUCGGAAACCAGCACAGUUUCCGCAACAGCCGGAACCGACGUCUGUCCAGCCUGCAGGUGGACUCUGUUGUCGCUCAAGCAACUGAGUUGGACAUCACGUCCUCGUCGAAGAAGACGCGGUCCUUUUCCAAGUGUAGAGGUGAAGUGGGUGACGGAAUGUAUCUAUCAAAGUGCAAGAUGUUCCUGAGUUGCUGUCCCUCUUUAGAUUGCAUAGCUCGGGUGCAGAGAUUCCUGGUUAAUCGGCUUGGGGAAGAUUGGAUCUUCCUGGUGCUGCUGGGGAUCACCAUGGCUCUGGUCAGCUGGUCGAUGGACUACGCCAGCGCAAAGAGCCUUCAAGCCUAUAAAUGGAUCUACGGGGAGCUGAGAGGGAAGGUCCCGCUGCAGUAUCUGGCCUGGGUUGCUUAUCCACUCAUCUUCAUCCUCUUCUCCUCCCUCUUCUGUCACCUGGUCUCUCCUCAAGCCAUUGGGUCUGGUAUCCCAGAGUUAAAGACCAUUCUAAGGGGUGUGGUGCUUAAAGAAUAUCUGACCUUCAAGGCUUUCAUUGCCAAGGUCAUUGGUUUGACCGCAGCUCUAGGCAGCGGCAUGCCAGUAGGCAAAGAGGGUCCGUUUGUCCACAUUGCCAGCAUCUGUGCCGCUGUUCUUAGCAGGUUCAUGUCCUUCUUCUCUGGAGUUUAUCAGAAUCCCUACUGUUACACCGACAUCCUGACAGUCGGUUGUGCUGUUGGAGUGGGCUGCUGCUUCGGAACGCCUCUUGGUGGGGUGCUCUUUAGCAUUGAGGUGACGUCCACUUAUUUCGCAGUGAGAAACUAUUGGAGAGGAUACUUCGCUGCAACGUUCAGCGCCUUCAUAUUCAGAGUGUUGUCUGUCUUUAACAAAGAUGCAGUCACAAUCACGGCUUUGUUCAGAACCAACUUCCGCAUGGACUUUCCCUUCGAUCUGCAGGAGCUGCCGGCAUUUGCAAUCAUUGGGAUCAUCUGCGGCUUCCUCGGUGCCUUCUUCGUCUAUCUCAACAGGCAGGUGGUGGUGUUCAUGCGAAGGCCCAACGCCAUGACCCGCUUCCUGACCAGACAUCGACUGCUGUUUCCUGCCGUGGUGACGCUGGUCAUUGCUACCUUGACAUUCCCACCCGGCUUUGGACAGUUCAUGGCAGGAGAGCUGAUGCCUCGAGAGUGUAUAAGCUCUCUCUUUGACAACUUCACUUGGACAAAGAUUUCACCUUUGGCACCGCCUCCUGGUCUGGGUCGGUCCUCAGCCUGGCUCCACCCUGAUGUCAGUGUCUUCAUCAUCCUGCUGCUUUUCUUCAUCAUGAAGUUCUGGAUGUCUGCUGUGGCAACCACCAUGCCCAUUCCGUCUGGGGCCUUCAUGCCUGUUUUCAUCCUGGGAGCGGCGUUUGGCAGGCUGGUGGGCGAGAUCAUGGCCACACUUUUCCCCAACGGGAUCGUGUUUGAUGGCAUCCUUUACCGAAUUAUCCCUGGAGGGUAUGCAGUCAUUGGAGCAGCGGCGCUGACCGGGGCAGUGACACACACCGUUUCUACAGCAGUCAUCUGCUUUGAGCUGACGGGUCAGAUCUCUCACAUCCUCCCCAUGAUGGUGGCGGUCAUCCUGGCCAACAUGGUGGCUCAGGGCCUCCAGCCAUCGCUGUAUGACUCUAUCAUCCAGGUGAAGAAGCUGCCGUACCUGCCGGAGCUCGGCUUUGGCCACAUGAGCCAGUACAACAUCUUUGUGGGGGACAUCAUGGUGAGGAAGGUCCAGUUUGUUUCCUCUCAGUCGACCUACAGGGAAGUCAAACUGCUGCUGGACUCGUCCUCGCUCAAAACCAUCCCCCUUGUCGACUCCAAAGACUCCAUGAUUCUGCUGGGCAGCAUUGACCGACUUGAGCUGUUGGCCCUCUGCGAUUGGUGGUUGUCCCCUGAGAGGCGACUCCUGAUGCAGGGCUUCCUUCAGGAGCACAGACCCAGCUGGGAAUCUUUGUCCUAUGUCAAUGAGGAAGAGGAGGAUGACGAAGAGAAGGGGCCACCAGUGCUGGAAGAGAGGAAUGGACCAAUCCCUGCACAGAGAUCUCCUGAGCCCUCUCCAAACUACGCUGGCCCUGACCCUGAAGACGGUCCUCUGCAGAGUUUCAGCCAGACACUGAGGAAACUCUUCAGCUCCAAGAAAAGAGCCACAGAAGGAGCCGCACAGGAGCCGCCCCCCCCACCCCUAACAGACACCAUGACACCUGAGGAGAUCAGAGCGUGGGAAGAAGUGGAGGUGAACAAGCCGAUGGAGAUCGAUGAGAUCAGAGUGGAUCCGUCACCUUUCCAGCUGGUGGAGAGAACAUCAUUGCAUAAGACUCACACCUUGUUCUCCCUGCUGGGUCUGAGUCAUGCUUAUGUGACCAGUAUUGGCAAACUGGUGGGAGUGGUGGCACUGAAAGAGCUCCAAAAAGCUAUCGAAGGCUCCACCCGCUCGGGUGUCUGGCUCCGUCCUCCACUUGCAAGUCUCCGUGACAUCAGCAAUCACAAUUCUGUCUCAAAACCUGCCACUUCUCCUCAUUCCUCCGCUCCUUCGUCUCCCACCUCCCUCUCUGCUCCCUCAGUUUUACCCCUUUCCUCUGCCCACCCUCACCCCUCUCUGCCACAUCAACACAAGAAGAUAGAGGUGAGUGUAGAGGGAGUGGUGAAGGAGGCUGAGGAGCAAGAUGUCCUUCCCACCCCCUCUACUCCCCCUGCCACACCUCUCUGCCCACCGACACCCCCACAUGGACUCUUGGAAAACGAUGAAGACAGUGACAGUGAACCGAUGGUGUGACU
Synchiropus splendidus (mandarinfish) is the source of this 3262-nucleotide messenger RNA. Its product is annotated as chloride channel protein 1-like. Gene Ontology annotation, cellular component: membrane. The coding region runs from base 252 to 3260 and encodes 1002 amino acids. Gene Ontology annotation, biological process: chloride transport; transmembrane transport. The record is from RefSeq and is a predicted model, not a curated record. NCBI's taxonomy places the organism in Eukaryota, Metazoa, Chordata, Actinopteri, Syngnathiformes, Callionymidae. Gene Ontology annotation, molecular function: voltage-gated chloride channel activity. The transcript has 23 exons.